CAUACGCCAAGAUGGCUAUUUACUAUAUUUUCUUCUCUGUCAUUGCAAUAUUAUAUUUCACAUAUUAUUUUUUAUUAAGAAAUAAAAACUAUUGGAAAACCAGGAAUGUUCCCUUUGUGGAUCCAUUGCCAUUUUUUGGUAACUUUAAAGAUAGUCUUUUAUUAAAGAGACAUAUGAAUCUAGUCGAGCAAGAAAUAUGCCGACAGUUUCCCAAUGAACCGUAUGUUGGGGCAUUUUAUGGCACGGAGCCGGCACUUAUUGUUCAAGACCCGAGUUUGUUAAAACUUGUUCUGUCAAAGGAAUUUUACUUCUGCAACGGAAGGGAAACUUCAGAUUAUAACGAUAGAGAACUGCUAUCUAAAAAUAUGUUCUUCGCGUAUGGAGACGAGUGGAAAGUUUUACGUACGAAUUUAACACCACUUUUUACUUCCGCAAAGUUAAAAAAUAUGUUCUAUUUGAUAAAUAACUAUGCAGACAAUUUAGAGAGGUUACUUGCUGAAGAAAUAGAAACGGAUCCAAACAUUGAAAUCAGGAACUUGUUGUCAAAAUACACAAUAGGCUGCAUUUCUUCUUGUGCUUUUGGGGUAAGUUCCGAUACGAUGAAAAAGAAUGUCAAAGACAAUCCCUUCGUAACUGUCGCUGACCAAAUAUUUGAUACUUCUGCCUUCAGAGCCUUUAAAAAUAUAGGCCGAUCAAUGUGGCCAGGAAUUUUUUACGCGCUUGGAUUCAAACUAUUGGAAGAUGAUGUUCGUAGAUUUUUUAAUGAUCUCCUUUCCGGGGUAUUCAGGAAACGUGAGGAAACUAAAUCUUCUAAGAAUGACUUCGUGGAUCUUAUCUUAAAUUGGAAAAGAGAAAAUUCAAUAACAGGUGACACCUUGAGUAACAUAGAGACUGGUGAAAAAAAGAAAGUAAGCAUUGAAGUAAAUGACGAACUUCUAAUAUCGCAAUGCGUACUUUUCUUUGCAGCCGGGUUUGAAACAACGUCUACUUCUAUAAGUUUUCUAGUCUAUGAAUUAGCAAAGAACAAGACUGUUCAAGAAAGGGUAAUACAGGAGGUUGAUGAAUAUUUUGCUCAACACAAAGAAAUUGAAUAUGAGUGUAUAAACCGGAUGCCAUUUAUCGAAUCGUGUCUAGAAGAAAGUCUACGCCUGUAUCCUGUGUUAGGUGUUAUAACUCGUGAAGUGAUUCACGAUUACACCUUGCCAACUGGUUUACGUUUCGCAAAAGGCGAUCGAAUUCAUAUUCCCAUAUAUCAUAUUCAACGUAAUCCCCUCAAUUUCCCAGAGCCGGAAGAAUUUCGUCCGGAACGAUUCUUUGGAGAAGGAAAGCAGAAAAAUAUUAAACCUUACACUUAUAUGCCGUUCGGUGAGGGACCUAGGAUAUGUAUAGGUAUGAGAUUCGCAAAAAUGCCCAUAUUUGCGGCAGUUCUAAAGAUAUUCAAGAAAUAUAGAGUCGAGCUGGCGGAGAACAUGACUGGCGAAAUGGUUAUGAACCCUAGAGCUGUCAUCACACAGACUGUUAGCGGUAUACAUGUCAAAUUUAUUCCAAGAAAAGAUAAUAAUUAAAUCAUAAUUAAAUUGAUAAGAAACUAAUUAUA
Molecule: messenger RNA, 1597 nt
Organism: Bicyclus anynana (squinting bush brown)
Lineage: Eukaryota; Metazoa; Arthropoda; Insecta; Lepidoptera; Nymphalidae
Product: cytochrome P450 6B2-like
Exons: 2
Coding region: 12-1565 (517 amino acids)
Molecular function (GO): oxidoreductase activity, acting on paired donors, with incorporation or reduction of molecular oxygen; iron ion binding; heme binding
Source: RefSeq, a predicted model, not a curated record